AUGGCCCCUCUCAAGUCCCUCCUCGUUGGUGCCCUUGCUACGCUGGCCGUAGCAAGCCCCGUCCCUGCCCCUGCCACGGAGGCCGGCCAACUCCAAACCCGUCAGUUCAUGGACUCGAAUGAUCUCACGUCCGGCUCCUGCAAGGACGUCACCCUGGUCUUUGCUCGUGGCUCCACGGAAUUGGGUAACAUGGGUUCCGUCAUCGGACCUCCCCUCUGCACCGCCCUGAAGUCCAAGCUUGGCGCCGACAAGGUCGCCUGCCAGGGUGUCGGCGGCCUCUACACCGCCGGACUGAUGCAGAAUGCCCUGCCGCAGAACACCGACCCGGGGGCCAUCUCCGCGGCCAAGAGCAUCUUCGAGCAGGCGGCUUCCAAGUGUCCGAACACGAAGAUCGUGGCUGGUGGAUACAGUCAAGGAAGCGCCGUCAUCGACAACGCGGUGCAGGCGGUCAGCUCCUCCGUGCGCGACCAGAUCAAGGGCGUGGUGCUGUUCGGGUUCACCCGCAACGUCCAGGACCACGGCCAGAUCCCCAACUACCCCAAGGACGAUGUCAAGGUGUACUGCGCGAUGGGCGAUCUGGUCUGCGACGCGACGCUGAUCGUGACGGCCGCGCAUCUGACCUACGGGCUGGAUGCCGGCGAUGCGGCGAACUUCUUGGCGUCCAAGGUCAACGCUUGA
Aspergillus fijiensis CBS 313.89 is the source of this 678-nucleotide messenger RNA. Its product is annotated as cutinase family protein. Gene Ontology annotation, molecular function: cutinase activity. The coding region runs from base 1 to 678 and encodes 225 amino acids. Lineage: Eukaryota; Fungi; Ascomycota; Eurotiomycetes; Eurotiales; Aspergillaceae. The record is from RefSeq and is a predicted model, not a curated record. The transcript is spliced from 3 exons. Gene Ontology annotation, cellular component: extracellular region. Gene Ontology annotation, biological process: carbohydrate catabolic process.